UGACACGUGCUUAAAAAAAAAAAUAUUUAAAAAAAAAAAAAACUUUAAAAAAAAUCACAACAACGACACUGACCUGGACUUCUCUUUGAACGCAGACAUCACUAUUUUUUUAUUGUAAAUACAUUUUUAACGUGGAUUUUUGUUUCUCCAAUUUCACUUGAACUGGGAAGAAUUCAUCCAGAGCAACCAUGGGAAGAGGAGAAGGACGCGAGCAGUAUGAGCUCGCCGCGACGUCGGAGCAGGGCGGCAAGAAGAAAGCAAAGGGGAAGAAGAAAGAGAAGGAUAUGGAUGAGCUGAAGAAGGAAGUGGACAUGGACGAUCACAAGCUGACUCUGGACGAGCUCGCUCGCAAAUACGCAACGGACCUCAGCAACGGUUUGACAAACAUGAAAGCUGCAGAGGUUCUGGCUCGCGACGGGCCCAACGCCCUCACUCCUCCCCCCACCACCCCGGAGUGGGUCAAGUUCUGCAAACAGAUGUUUGGUGGCUUCUCCAUGCUUCUGUGGACCGGCGCCAUCCUCUGUUUCUUGGCCUACGGCAUCCAGGCCGCCAUGGAGGACGAGCCUGCGAAUGACAACUUGUACCUGGGUGUCGUGCUCUCUGCCGUCGUCAUCAUCACUGGCUGCUUCUCCUACUAUCAAGAGGCCAAGAGCUCCAAGAUCAUGGAUUCCUUCAAGAACCUGGUCCCACAGCAAGCUCUGGUUGUCCGUGACGGCGAGAAGAAAAGCCUCAACGCAGAGGAAGUGGUGGUUGGAGACUUAGUGGAGGUGAAGGGUGGUGACAGGAUCCCUGCGGAUCUGAGAAUCAUCUCCGCCCACGGCUGCAAGGUGGACAACUCCUCCCUGACUGGUGAAUCAGAGCCACAGACUCGUACUCCCGACUUCUCCAACGAGAACCCGCUGGAGACCAGGAACAUCGCUUUCUUCUCCACUAACUGCGUUGAAGGAACUGCUCGUGGCGUCGUGAUCAGCACCGGAGACCGCACCGUCAUGGGCCGCAUCGCCACGCUGGCUUCUGGGCUGGAAGUGGGACGCACUCCGAUCUCCAUUGAGAUCGAGCACUUCAUCCACAUCAUCACUGGCGUGGCUGUCUUCCUCGGCGUGUCCUUCUUCGUGCUCUCCCUCAUCCUGGGAUACAGUUGGCUGGAGGCCGUCAUCUUCCUCAUCGGUAUCAUUGUCGCCAACGUGCCAGAAGGUCUCCUGGCUACUGUCACGGUGUGUCUGACCCUGACCGCUAAGCGUAUGGCCAAGAAGAACUGCCUGGUGAAGAACCUGGAAGCCGUGGAGACGCUGGGCUCCACCUCCACCAUCUGCUCCGACAAAACCGGCACCCUGACCCAGAACAGGAUGACCGUGGCCCACAUGUGGUUUGACAACCAGAUCCACGAGGCCGACACCACGGAGAACCAGAGCGGCGCCUCCUUUGACAGAAGCUCGGCCACGUGGGCCGGCUUGGCCAGAGUCGCCGGACUCUGCAACCGUGCUGUGUUUUUGGCCGAGCAGAGCAGCGUCCCCAUCCUGAAGAGAGACGUGGCCGGCGACGCCUCCGAGUCGGCUCUGCUGAAGUGCAUCGAGCUGUGCUGUGGUUCGGUCCAGGAAAUGAGAAACAAGACCCCCAAAAUCUCCGAGAUCCCGUUCAAUUCCACCAACAAGUACCAGCUGUCCAUCCACAAUAACUCCGGGUCUGAAGGAGAGACCAAACACCUGCUGGUGAUGAAAGGUGCCCCUGAGAGGAUUCUGGACCGCUGCUCCACCAUCAUGAUGCAGGGCAAAGAGCAGCCUCUGGACGACGAGAUGAAAGACGCUUUUCAGAACGCUUACUUGGAACUGGGAGGACUGGGAGAGCGAGUGCUGGGUUUCUGCCAUUACAACCUGCCCGACGAGCAGUUCCCCGAGGGUUUCGCCUUUGACAUGGAAGAAGUGAACUUCCCCACUGAGAACCUGUGCUUCAUUGGCCUCAUGUCCAUGAUCGACCCUCCUCGCGCCGCUGUGCCUGACGCUGUCGGGAAGUGCAGGAGCGCUGGAAUCAAGGUCAUCAUGGUGACAGGUGAUCAUCCAAUCACAGCGAAGGCCAUCGCUAAAGGCGUGGGCAUCAUCUCAGAAGGCAACGAGACUGUCGAGGACAUCGCCGCUCGUCUGAACAUCCCAAUCAACGAAGUCAACCCGAGAGAUGCAAAGGCCUGCGUGGUCCACGGCGGAGACCUGAAGGAUCUGUCCCCCGAGCAGCUGGACGACAUCCUCAAGUAUCACACGGAGAUCGUCUUUGCCAGGACGUCCCCACAGCAGAAGCUGAUCAUCGUGGAGGGCUGCCAGCGACAGGGCGCCAUCGUGGCCGUGACGGGUGACGGUGUGAACGACUCUCCCGCUCUGAAGAAGGCCGACAUCGGUGUCGCCAUGGGGAUCGCUGGAUCAGACGUCUCCAAACAGGCGGCUGACAUGAUCCUGCUGGACGACAACUUCGCCUCCAUCGUCACCGGCGUCGAGGAAGGUCGUCUGAUCUUCGACAACCUGAAGAAGUCCAUCGCCUACACGCUGACCAGUAACAUCCCAGAGAUCACGCCCUUCCUCUUCUUCAUCAUCGCCAACAUCCCUCUGCCGCUGGGUACCGUCACCAUCCUCUGUAUCGACCUGGGAACGGACAUGGUUCCCGCCAUCUCCUUGGCCUAUGAAGCAGCCGAGAGCGACAUCAUGAAGCGACAGCCCCGAAACCCCAAAACAGACAAACUGGUGAACGAGAGGCUCAUCAGCAUCGCCUACGGACAGAUUGGUAUGAUCCAGGCUCUGGCAGGAUUCUUCACCUACUUUGUGAUUCUGGCUGAAAACGGCUUCCUGCCGUCCACGCUGCUGGGCAUCAGAGUGAACUGGGAUAAUAAAUACGUCAACGAUCUGGAGGACAGCUACGGGCAGCAGUGGACAUACGAGCAGAGGAAGAUCGUGGAGUUCACCUGUCACACGGCGUUCUUCGUCAGCAUCGUCAUCGUGCAGUGGGCCGAUCUGAUCAUCUGCAAGACCAGGAGGAACUCCGUCUUCCAACAGGGCAUGAAGAACAAGAUCCUGAUCUUCGGACUGUUUGAGGAGACAGCUCUGGCCGCCUUCCUCUCCUACUGCCCCGGCAUGGACGUCGCUCUCAGAAUGUACCCACUCAAGCCCAACUGGUGGUUCUGCGCCUUCCCUUACUCCCUGCUCAUCUUCAUCUAUGAUGAAAUCCGUAAGCUGAUCCUCAGACGCAGCCCAGGAGGUUGGGUGGAACGCGAGACCUACUAUUAAAGACCCCGCCAGCCCGUCGUCAGUCCACUCCUCACCUUCGCAUCUUCUCCUCGUCCACUCCCGUCUUUGCAUGAAUAUUGUCUUGCUGCUCGGAAAAUUAAAAUUUUAACCUCUUGUGGAACGAAAAAAGAAAAAAAAACGUAAGAAAUUCGGAACUUGUUUUAUAUUAGGGAAUGCUUGAUACUACUCGUAGACAAAUACUGAGAUGGAAUGUGCUGAUGAUGAUGAUGUUGACAAUGAUGAUAAUGCUAAUAAUGACAUGAACACUGAACAAUGACAUGACUAUGCGUGCCUUGUUUCUGAAACAGGACCAAUUUUAUACAUGUUUUUAACAGUUAUGAACACUCAAUAAAAAUGCGCUCGAGUCAGGUCCCACA
Solea solea (common sole) is the source of this 3643-nucleotide messenger RNA. It is a transcript of the gene atp1a1a.1, whose product is annotated as ATPase Na+/K+ transporting subunit alpha 1a, tandem duplicate 1. The transcript is spliced from 23 exons. Gene Ontology annotation, cellular component: membrane. Gene Ontology annotation, biological process: intracellular potassium ion homeostasis; intracellular sodium ion homeostasis; proton transmembrane transport. NCBI's taxonomy places the organism in Eukaryota, Metazoa, Chordata, Actinopteri, Pleuronectiformes, Soleidae. The coding region runs from base 189 to 3266 and encodes 1025 amino acids. The record is from RefSeq and is a predicted model, not a curated record. Gene Ontology annotation, molecular function: ATP hydrolysis activity; P-type sodium:potassium-exchanging transporter activity; ATP binding.